This is a messenger RNA of Anopheles funestus (African malaria mosquito), 3393 nucleotides long. RefSeq lists its product as uncharacterized. Gene Ontology annotation, biological process: transmembrane transport. Bases 416 to 3277 code for a protein of 953 amino acids. The record is from RefSeq and is a predicted model, not a curated record. Lineage: Eukaryota; Metazoa; Arthropoda; Insecta; Diptera; Culicidae. Gene Ontology annotation, cellular component: membrane. Gene Ontology annotation, molecular function: transmembrane transporter activity. The transcript is spliced from 13 exons.
UGCUCAUUACACUCCAGCAACCGGUAUUGUCCAGUUUGGGUCAACGUCACUGGCGACGUCACAGGUUAUCUAUUUUGGUACAGCUGCUCAGCAACUACCAAACCAGCCGGCAGACAUUCGCAGAUCAACACGCGACUGGUGUGACAUUGUUUACUAUACAGCGGGCAUGGCGAAUCGGCCAGAUGCCGCCCACAGCUUAAUGUGGAUUGAUUUACGCUUAUCAAACAAUGCCAUCUCCCGGCAGAGUGAUGCUCCCGGAAAGGGAAGAGCUGGGCGUUUGCAAUGGAAAAUAAGUUAAGGCAUUGUGAACAAGACCGGACAAGGCACAGUCAGAUUUGCAAGCUGCCCAUCAUCCGUUGUCGUAGGCGUUGGCCAAAUGUAGGUUUCUCUUUCGACAAGAAUCGAUCAGACCACAAUGACUUCUAGCAAGGGUGUUCGAAACCAAAUAUUUGCCACCGGUGUUAUGAACUUGAUCAACCUCUCGCAUGGAGCUGCAUUAGGAUGGGUAUCCCCAUAUUUGCCCGUGCUGAUGUCCACGGAGCAAAACCUUCUCGAGAGUGGCCCCGUUACGGUUGAACAAGGAUCAUGGAUUGGAUCGAUUCUUUGCCUCGGUGCACUCUUUGGUGCAUUCCUGUACGGGUACUUGGUGGAAAAGAUUGGCAUCAAACGAACUCUACAGGCACUUGUAAUACCUCACUCUGCAUUUUGGAUCAUUACGUACGUAGCUACUUCCGUUCAUCAGCUGUACCUUGCCCGACUCCUCGCGGGUCUUUCUGGUGGUGGAAUUAUUGUUGUUUUUCCACUAUUUAUUGCGGACAUAUCCGAUAAGAAAAUUCGAGGUAUUCUAGGCUCCUUCUUGGCACUUACCGGCAACGGAGGGAUCUUGCUGAUGUACGUUAUCGGCAAUGUGUUGUCGUAUCAUACAGUGGCCCUCACCAUGCUGACGCUUCCCUUGCUCUUCACUGUGCUGAUGUGUUUCGUUCCUGAUACCCCUCAAACUUGUCUGAAGAUGGGAAAAGCUUCCGAAGCCGAACGGUGCUUCAUGUUCUACCGGGGCAUUCAAACAGCGGCAGAAAAGACCACUGCUUUUCGACAGGAGUUUGACAAUAUGGAGAAAUUCAUCGAACACAACGCCGGACAGAACUCUCGCGUUACUUUGGCCGACUUUCAAUCACGCGAAGCGAAACUGGGCAUCUUUAUCGGCGUGUUUCUAAUGUUCAUCAAUCAGUUCUGUGGCAUCUUCGCGAUCCUUACGUACGCAGCCUCCAUCUUUGCUAGUGUCGGAUCGACUUUAAGCCCAAACACGUCCGCCAUUAUUAUGGGUGCGAUCCAGAUCGUUGGCACACUGUCAUCGUUCGUGUUUGUUGAUCUAGCCGGACGGAAAGUUUUGCUUAUUAUUUCCACCUUCGGUACCGGGUUAGGGCUUUUCUUGCUGGCUUUGUUUAACUGGCUUACGAUCGAUGGUUCAAGCUGGCUGCUGCAGUACAGCUGGUUCCCCAUCGUAAGCCUAUCGGCAACGGUGUACCUCUUCUCCAUAGGGCUGUGUAGUAUUCCUUUCUUCGUGCUACCGGAAUUGUUACCACCAAAGAUAUGCAAUGCUGGCAACACCUUAAGCAUGGUUUCGAUUACGAUAUUUUCAUUCAUCAGUCUAAAGAUAUUUCCCAUCAUGGUGGAACUGAUCAAUCUGUACGGUAUGUUGGGACUGUACGCAGGCAUAUCUUUUGCUGGCGUUGCAGUUAUCGCACUGAUCGUACCAGAAACAAAAGGGAAAAAUCUCAUUUCCUCACAAAGUGUGGACACCGACGGAAUGCAGACUCCACUAUCCUUGUUGUCGAUAGGCAAUCAGUUUCUGGGAACGUUCGUCGCUAAUCUCAUCGCACUUGCUCAUGGCUUCACACUGGGGUGGGUGUCACCAUCGCUGGAAUAUUUACGAUCAAACGAUACGCAUCUUACCGGAGGACCGAUGACGGUUGAAGAGACUUCCUGGUUGGGUUCAUCACUCUGCAUCGGUGGAAUGAUUGGAGUGGCACUGUACGGCUCACUUGCUGACCGGAUAGGCAAACGUAAGGCAUUGCAGUGUAUUGCGAUCCCGCAUGUGGCUUUCUGGCUGUUUGUGAUCUUCGGAAGGGAUGUUGUACAGUUGUGCAUUGGACGCGUUUUAGCCGGUGUAGCCGGUGGUGGCAUCAUACGAAUCGUACCACUCUUUGUAGCGGAUAUUGCGGAUUCGCGCAUUCGUGGCAUGCUUGGAUCACUGCUUCCCGUCUGCUUUAAUCUUGGUACCGUCCUGGCAUUUAUACUCGGCACACUCGUACCGUUUGGCACGUUUCCGCUGGUAGUGCUAACACUGCCGGUACUCUUCACACUUGCUGUAAUAUUUCUACCAGAAACACCGGCCUGUUUACUGCGUGCCCACCGGAACGAGAGGGCAGAACGAUCGCUCAUGUUUUACCGUGGGGUGCGAGGACACUUUGACAAGUCUGACUCCUUUCGGAACGAGUUCCAGCAGCUAAAGGAUGUGAUAGAGCGCGAAAGGACGGCUCCGGAUGCUGCUCUAUCGUGGAAAGAUUUCGUCACGAAACCAGCCCGCCGGGGUCUAGCGAUGGGGAUGCUUCUUAUGCUACUUACUCAAUGCAGUGGCACACUAGCCCUUAUUACCUAUGCCAGCAGUAUCUUUGAGCUGGCCGGCUCACCAUCAGCCACUGGACAACACGCUAUCCUUCCUGCUUCGCUAUCCUCCAUUGUCCUUGCCACGGUACAGCUGCUCGGAACGAUCCUCUCACUGGUACUUGUCGAUCGGAUAGGACGCAAGAUCCUGUUGAUCGUGUCUAGCCUUGGUGUGGCCGUCGGAUACCUUACACUAGCAGGUUAUGUGCAGUUUUUCCUGCCAUCCAUCUCAUCCCCUCAGGAGGGUAUACCAACAGCUGUUAGUCAGUUCCUGCCCAUCUGUAGCCUUUCGGUUAGCAUCCUGCUAGCUUCCAUCGGAUUGCUUACCGUGCCGUUCGUCGUGAUGGCCGAGGUGUUACCGUCGAAGAUAAGAAACAUUGGCAGCACAAUCUGCAUGACGAGCGUUGCUCUGUCCGCGUUCAUAAUACUGAAGCUAUUCCCUGUUUUGCUUGACACGGUUGGACUGGCGGGUACUAUGGGAGGAAUCGCGAUGGUUUGUUUUGUUGGAGCCAUUGUAAUUACACUGUUUCUACCAGAAACGCGUGGCAAGUCACUGUUGUCUUCUACAGAAAGCGAAGAACCAUCGGGAAAUGGGAGAGCUGAUAGUGUUUAAGCGAACGUAAGAAAAUGUGAUAAAUGACGAUUUCGUACUUAAAAUAGAUCGAAUACAAACACGAACAUAAACAAAACAAAAUAAACGUGAUAGAAAUUAUCAUAAAACAGUCAAAA